Molecule: messenger RNA, 2163 nt
Organism: Neoarius graeffei (lesser salmon catfish)
Lineage: Eukaryota; Metazoa; Chordata; Actinopteri; Siluriformes; Ariidae
Exons: 2
Coding region: 149-1831 (560 amino acids)
Source: RefSeq, a predicted model, not a curated record
CGACGCGUUAUAUCUGUUUACCUUCGAGCCGCAGCAGCGUUUAUUCUGGGCAUAUUUCACGUUUUUAUGGAAAUCCUUUCAUGUGCAAGCAACUGGAUCUUUCCCCAAGUCCGACACCCUGUCUGUGCUCCAAGCUUUCCUGUCCACCAUGGCAAGUUCCACAGUGAAAUUUACCUGGUGUUCUUGCCGCAACUAUAAAAUCCAGUCCAAAGACACGCACGAAAAGUGUUUAAUCUGCCUUGGAAUCCAGCAUGCCAAAGAGGCCGUCCUGGAGUAUGGAAAAUGUCCGCAUUGUGCUAAGAUGGACUGGAGCACUUGUAUCAAGCGUCUCACCAAGGUGCAGGAAGUGAUCCAUCAGGAGGCUCAGCAGCGGAAAAACGAGGCGUCUCAAACCGGAAUUCAGCCUAAACUUGAACCAGCGGCAUCAUCUCUGAUGGUUAAAGAAGCUAAAUCUGUGAGGGUAGUAUCUGCGUCUGCUACACCUAUCGUAUCGGAGACUGUAAAUGCUGCUCCUGCGCCAUCUUUCACGGCUGCACCGGUCAUGUUCACUCUUCUCUCGCCAUCUUUGGACCUACCUGACCCAAAUGUUGCAGCGGUAAAAGGUACAUGCGCAUCACAUGUUGCCUUGCAGCAUACGCUAGACCCAACUCCAUCUGUAGUGCCUACAUCGGUGCCUUCGACCUCAAACAAGAAACACCAUUCGUCUAGGUGUCAUUCAUGCUGCAAGAGGCACUCGAGCAAGGACUGUGGACGGAGACGGAAAUGCUCCCCGACUUCAUCCUCGUGUUCGGCCUGGAGUUCUGAGUCCUCCUGUGAAUCUGUUAGGGAGAAGAAAGCACGAUGGGAGAAGAAGAAGAAGAAUUCUGCAAAAAGUGAUGGGCAAAGUGAUCAGCUGCUUAAGAUGGUGCAGCAGAAACUGGAAGCCCAACAGAGAGCCAUGCAGGUACAAUGGAGCGUGAUGGAGAGAAGGCUUGACGUCUUGGAGAAGAGAAGUUCAACCGACGUUACAAAUUCAGCAGAAAGCUCCCAAGCGUCCACCAUAUUCCAAGUGGAUCAGGGACAACAGACGAGUACUGCCACCUGUUCUGGAUCUGUUCCCUUUUUGAAUGCAGUAAAACAAGAAGAUGGGCCAAUAGAUAUCUCGCAUGUUUUAAAAUCCAGUUUACCGCUGCAAGAGGUUCUCACAUCCGAAGAGCUUCAGAAUCUCAUGGUACGUGCAGCCAAACACUUGGGUAUUGAUUUUCCCAAAUCCCAAAACAACUCGCCACAUCCAAUUAUGGUGCCAGAGUUUGAGAACUUGGUCCAAAGUACAUGGUCCAACCCAGCAAGCUCACAACCCUUCAGGCCAGUGUUUUCUGAAUUGUACAAGCUUCACGAAAGCCAAGCGCCACGUUAUGAUCACAUGCCUCAAGUCAACAACCUUAUGUCGGCCAUCUUCCAAGCCGUGAUGCCUACGAGAAACGGUGACCAUCCCGUUUCUCCUGAGCACUGGAGGUUCACAGAAGCGCUUGCUGAAACCUCGUAUCAAACCGCUGGCAUGCUCGCAAAGACGGCAAACUAUUUACGAUACUUGUCGGAUUACCAGAAGUGCCUUUUGGCAGAGCUUUCUGAAACCCCGACUCCUCAAAGAUUGACAGAUGUUCUCGGUGAACUUAAACUUAUUGGAGAAUUCACUUUUCAGCUGUCCUCACACCAGGCAGAACUUUCUGGAAGGAUCAUGGCGGUAUCUGUGGCUAUGAAACGACAGAUAUGGAUGGCCAAGACCAACUACACCGAUUCCCUAAGAGCUACGUUUGCAGAUCUUCCGUUUGUUGUCGAGACUCAAAAAUAGAUGCGUGGAACUGAUUAGGUUCUGUUGUUUAUGAAUAACGUGUUACGUGACUGACUACUUUUUGCAUUUGAUAUGAACAUUUUGAUGCUUGAAGUUUUGAUUCUUUUAAAAGGAAUGAAAGCCAAAAGAGAAAACGGCUUCAAUGGUGACAUGAACAAGUUGUUUCAUGUAACUUCUUUCCUUUAAUUUGUCAUCCAUUGUAUGUAGCCUUUGUGCAAUGGUUAUAAAAUUUGGUGUUUGCUUUAAUUUUCUGUUUUUUCAGAUGUAACUCCUUGUACAACAGUAAAAUGUCUGUAACAAUCUGCAUAUCCUUGUUUAAAAUAAAACUUUUG